Molecule: messenger RNA, 1195 nt
Organism: Perca fluviatilis (European perch)
Lineage: Eukaryota; Metazoa; Chordata; Actinopteri; Perciformes; Percidae
Gene: dffb
Product: DNA fragmentation factor, beta polypeptide (caspase-activated DNase)
Exons: 7
Coding region: 34-1074 (346 amino acids)
Biological process (GO): apoptotic DNA fragmentation; apoptotic process
Cellular component (GO): nucleus; cytoplasm
Molecular function (GO): DNA endonuclease activity
Source: RefSeq, a predicted model, not a curated record
ACAAACCAAACCGUACAGACUCAAAACAGUGCAAUGUUUGGCCUCUUCGGGAAAAACAAACCUGUGAAAAUUAGGAGUUGUAAUGAAAGCAUAAAGUUCGGAGUUGCAGCAAAAGAUGUGAAGGAGUUGCUUAAAAAAGGCUGCAAGUUAUUACAGUUGCCAUCUUCUGGUGCACAUGUUUGUUUGUAUGCGGAUGGGACAAAGGUGACAGAGGAAUUCUUCCCCACUCUGCCGGACAACACAGAACUUGUUCUUCUCUGCAGAGAUCAGACAUGGAGUGGAGUUGUGUGUGACAUCGGCCAGUUACUGAGCACAGACCGGCACGCCGCUGGCCUCGUUGAAGCCGCGAGAGGGCUCCUGUCUGAUGAGCAGUCUCCUAAAAGGCGUAAAAUCCUGACUGACCUGCUGCUCAACCUGGAGGACAGAUCUGAGCUGGAGAGCAGAGAGGAGGAUGAAGACUGGUUCAAAGGUAUUGAUGCUCGAUUCAAGACAAAGUCGGCCUACAUGAAGUUCAACUGUGAGAGCAGGAUACGAGGCUACAUGAAGGAGGUGGAUGGUGCCUCCAAAUCCAUACAGAAUGCCAAAGUCAGGGAUGAGUUUCUGAAAGCAUCCAAAUCCCUGGCGGAAACGCUGAAGGCAGCAAGGCACAACGGCUGCUACUUUGACAGGAGCGAAAAGGAACCAAAUCGCCUCUGUACUCGGGAAGGAUGGUUUACCUGCCAGGGAUCAUUUGAGCAGCAAGUGUGCCAGUCUCUCCACUCCAUCAACCCCUACGGCAGCCGAGAGAGCAGGAUUGUCUUCAGCACAUGGAAUCUGGACCACAGGAUAGAAAAGAAGAGGACGGUCAUUCCCGCUCUGCUGGAAGCUCUACAGAAUCACAAGAGCACCGACGUCAACCUGAACUACUUCUACUGCUUGCUGUUCACCAGGGAAAACCUGAAACUGGUUCACAUCGUGUGCCACAAGAAAGGAGCUCACAACCUGCUGUGUGACACCAAGAAGAUUUUUAGACAAGCCGCGAACACACACAAAGCAAAACAGAAGCUCAAAGGGAAGAAGAGGCGCUUGAUGUGAAUAUUUUUGACUCUGCUUUUAUGAAAUGUAUUGAUUUGUAUGAACUGCGACGCCAUAAUUACACAGAUUACAUUCUGUGAAGAAUUUUCUCAAAAGGUUACUGUAGCGAGAUCAGAUGGAC